AUCUCUAUGAACACAGCAGCAAGCAGUCUAACAGCCAGUGCUGCAAGCAGACUUGCUGAAAGCUCUGAAGACCUGAAGGUUUUCUGCAAUCUGUGGAGCGUUAAGAAUACAGAUAGAUGAAAUGCAUGUUGAUUCUAUUACUUGGAUGCUCUAUCAUGUAUUAUAAUUUUUAAAGAGAAUUGUGCUUGAUCUGGGGGUACACUCACAGAAGGUCACAUAGGAUUAUGGUGGGUUUUUUUGGUUCAUUGAAGACUGGAGUGGUAUCUGUUUUAGGAUUUAAAAAUUAUAUUUCAUGGGAACCAGCUGGUGCUCUGUGGAAGCCAUUGGACAUUCAUUUACUUUCCUCUGAAUGGAAUUUAAGUGUCUUCUUACUAUCAAGUGAGCAAGAACAUAUAUGCAAAAUUAAUUCAUUUUUCACAGUAAGAAAAAUGGAUAUAGUGUGUUAGGACAGUUGUAGGGGACUUAGCACUGAAAAAGAGAUGCUUUUCCUCUCUUUUUUGAAAAAGCUAAGCAAAGACUGAGAACAGGGGGAAAUAACAUAGUUGAUUUUUCUGUAAGUUUUCCAAUCCUAUUUUAAUGUACAAUAAGUUGUUUUUAUUAUGAUCUGCUGGGAGGGCGAUGUAUGAUGUGGACUGGAUUUUUCUCAUUCAUGUUUGUUGUGGUAAAACAUGCUGAGGAAACACUGUGACAUGGAGAAACAAGAAAUAUGGAAAAAGUAAUAGCAGGGCAGAGUCAUGUUUUUUCCCCUUCUUUCCUUUCCUGAGUAUAAUGAUUCAUGAGGUAGAGACAUGACAAGUCAAACCUGCUUUCCAGGACACAAAUUCAGUGAAGACUUUGCUGGGUACAAUCAACUUGGCUUUAUUCACAAAAGCAGUUCUUUUGCCUGUACGCUCUGUUCAGUGGAAAGCAUUGGUUCAAUCAUGUGUGAUUAUUAGGUAGGGAGAAGGAAGAAAGAACACUCACCAUGGGGUACAAUGGAAGCUGGAUUUCAAGAAAUGAAAGUGACCAUGCCCUCUAUCAGGAUGUCACCAGAGCUUUAGAAAUUAGGAAUGUGUCUAAUACACAAAUUGUGUGGAACAAUAGAAGCUACAAUGGGAUCGGACACUUGGAAAAUGGGGAGUACAUUGAGGAGCAAACCUACAGACAUUUCACUACCACUGUGCAAAUUGUCAUCUUUAUAGGCUCUCUACUGGGAAACUUCAUGGUGCUGUGGUCGACCUGCAGAACAUCAGUAUUUAAAUCAGUAACAAACCGCUUCAUUAAGAACUUGGCCUGCUCUGGGAUCUGUGCCAGUCUAGUCUGUGUGCCUUUUGAUAUUGUCCUUAGUGCCAGUCCACACUGCUGUUGGUGGAUCUACACCAUGCUCUUCUGUAAAAUUGUCAAGUUCUUGCAUAAAGUCUUCUGCUCAGUGACCAUCCUUAGUUUUCCUGCCAUUGCUUUGGACAGGUACUACUCAGUUUUAUACCCAUUGGAAAGAAAGAUAUCUGAUGCGAAGUCUCGAGACCUGGUUAUCUACAUCUGGGCCCAUGCCGUGGUGGCCAGCAUUCCUGUAUUUGCUGUGACCAAUGUUUCUGAUAUUUAUGCCAUGUCCACCUGCACAGGAUCCUGGAGCUACUCCCUAGGCCACUUGGUGUAUGUCAUUAUUUAUAACAUCACCACUGUUAUUGUACCAGUGGCCGUGGUGUUUUUUUUUAUGAUUCUUAUCCGCAGAGCACUGAGUGCCAGCCAAAAGAAAAAAGUCAUCAUAGCUGCCUUAAGAACCCCUCAGAACACUAUUUCUAUUCCCUAUGCCUCCCAGAGAGAAGCUGAGCUUCAUGCCAUGCUGCUCUCUAUGGUUAUGAUCUUUAUUUUCUGCAGUGUUCCCUACGUGACUCUGGUGAUUUACCGCACCAUACUCAACAUACCAGAUAUUUCAGUCUUCUUGUUCCUCACUGCCAUCUGGUUGCCUAAAGUCUCCCUGCUAGCCAAUCCUUUGCUCUUUUUGACUGUAAACAAAUCUGUACGGAAGUGCUUAGUGGGGACAAUAGUGCAGCUACACCGGAGGUAUAGUAGGAGGAACAUUAUCAGCGCUGGGAGUGUUGCAGAUACCAACUUGGAGCCCAAUGUCCGCUCUGGUAGCCAGCUUCUGGAGAUGUUUCACAUUGGGCAGCAGCAAAUCUUCAAGCCAACAGAGGAUGAUGAGGAGAAUGAAACAAAAUCCAUUGGUUCUGGUGACUUUCAGCAAAAGGAAAUCCCUACCACCAGUUUAGAGGUAGAACAGACGUUAGUUCAGAAAUGUCUACAACACACCAUUGCAGACUCAGCUGCUCAGGUGGCCCCUGCCAUGCCAACAGAAGCAGAUCUGGUUAAUGACAAAUAUUCAAUGCAGUUUGGCUUUGGGCCUUUUGAGUUGCCUCCACAGUGGCUCUCAGAAAAUCGGAAUAGUAAGAAGCGACUGCUGCCUCCCUUGGGGAAUACCCCUGAAGAGCUCAUCCAGACAAAGCAGCCCAAGUGUAAAGCAGAAAGAAAAAUCAGCAGGAACAAUAAAGUCAGUAUCUUUCCCAAGGUGGAUUCCUAGUAGGAACAGGAGCUCUGAAUAACAAAGGAAGGCCACUUUCUACUGUACAUGUGAUCCCAUGGAUCAUUGUUAUGCUGAAAUUUGUUACAGCCUGAUUUUUGUGCCAAAUACAUAAAAAAACAAAAGGGAAACAUAUAACAGAAGUGUUCCUUAUGAAUGUGUUUUCAUUAAAUAUCUACUGAUGUCAUUCCUGCUUUAUUUGUGAAAUCCAGACAGCAGUACAGGUCUGAUUCACUUCCAAAGGGUAUGUAUGGCUUUGUGUACAUUUCCUGUGAAACUUUCAUGUUGUGGUCUGGCAGCUGAUUUACUGGGAACUUCAGUGUUUAGUAGAAUGAAAACAUAACUAUUCUGUGUUGCAGCAGCAAGCCAAUAGGCAGGACUUCAGGGAGCACAAAAUAGCUAGGCCAUGCCCCUUCUACACAAAAGUGGACACAGCAAGUUUCUGAGAGUUUCAUUAAUGAAAUAUAAAAAUAUGUCCUUUCUCUUUAGCUGACCUCUUACAGCAAAGUAAAAAAAAAAUGCCAUGUCAGGAACAGCCCAUAGAUUUCUUAUACAUGUUGCUCUUCUCUUCCUUUUGUAGCUCAGUUACUUUCUCAGUUAAAGUAUGCUCACUUUUGGCUUAAAAAGGAUCAACUAGCAUGAGGAAGCCCAAUUUGUGGUAUAGGAGGCCUCCCAAAUUGUUUAAAAAUUAACAGAAAAAAACUUCUAAAAUAGUAAUUUCCUCCCUUUAAAAACAAAUGCAUUCCUGUAGUUUAAUGAAAAGUAGACUGUAGACCAUGUGAUACAGUUUCUUCCCAAAGGAGCAUGCAUAGAUGUGCUGAGGGCAUGAGCCAAUGGCAGUUAGAUCCCAUGGUGAUGUGCAUGGCGCAUAUGCCUAUGGGGUGCAUGAUUUCGGCAUGCUGUAAACAGCCAGAGUCCUGGGUAAAUAUGGGCCUGCAGAGUGGACUGCUUGUGCCCUCUUCUUUUGACUGUUUUGUGAAAACACAAGGCAUUGCCUUUAUUUGCCUGCAUUUCCCAAGGUGCAGAAAUGCUAAUACCUUGCAAAAAAGUGAUGUUGCAGCAAGCUGAUGAUUAGCCGCCGAAUGGAAUAAAUGUAAGUGCCAUUCUUUCCCUUUGGCGGGAGUAGGGAGACAUCACAACCCCUAAAUUUCCUUUUAGUGGUGGGCAUAAACCCCAAAUAUGCUAAUUGUAAUUUACACCACUCAUCUCUUACUAGAUCAUCCAAUGUAUGACUUUCACAGCAGAUUUCCACUCCUGGUGCCUAAAUCCUUUGUGAAUCAGAACCAAACUGUCCAUUCUAUCAACAAGCUAGUCUAUCUAGGAGUGCUCAGGCAUUGUACUGUAGCUCACCUUCCUCCUUGAUUACAGAUGUAUUGUUUUGCGUGUCUUGAAUGUGAAUUUUAAACUGUGACAGUCUGUAAGACAACCUUAAAACUACUGUACCCCUGGAACUUUAAUCCUUAUUCAGUUGCAAGCAGCCCUUCCUUUCUUCCAUCUCUGCAUUUGCUGUUGUCUCACACUGUAGUUUAUCAAAAGCACAGAGUGAUGAUACCCUAGUACUCUUUGUGCGCACUUGUUCUCUGUCUGUAGUUUAGAUCUUUGGUGCAUGCCAAGCCCUCACCUGUAGCCUACUGCCUGUUUAGUAAGUAGUUUUCUUUAAAAUGUAUUGUCUAGUUUAAAAUAACUUGCCAAAUCUGACCAUCCCAGUGUUAAAGAAAGAAAAAAUUCUGCCUAGGUAGAGCUUGAUGAAUAACUGUUCUUCCUUAGACACAUCUGAAGCAGGACAGUGGUUUCAGAGGGAGCUAAGGGUGAUUCAUGUCUACAAGUCACUCAAAGCAAACAUUUUAACAAAAAUGUGAAGAGUGGUUUUUAAACUCCAUUGUAAACAAUAUUUCUCAUCCUCUCCUUUUAGGUUUGUUGCUAUGCUAGUUUAGGGGUUCUCAGUCUGGGGGCCACAACCCCAGAUGGGUCACAAACAGGUCACAACCACCCUGCUCUUCCGAUUUAGCUAUAUGGGAAUGGGGUCUGGCUAGUGGAAGGGAGUGGAAGGUCCCAGGAUGGAAAAUGUUGAGAAUCACCAUUGCUAGUUAUAUUUUGUAAGUGUUGAUAAAAUAUUACAAUGGAAUGUGUGUUUGUUUUUUCAGAGUUACUAAAUCAGCAGCCUUUAUUAACAACACAUCUAAAAAAGAAAGCUGUCAGCUGCUGCAACUUUCUUAUAAGCUUUUGGUUAAAUUAAACAUUUGUGGUCUACUUCCUAGUAGGCAUGAGCCAAAGCCAGCAGUCUUCAUCUGAACCUUUCCCCUUCCUCCAAACUUGGGACUUCACAUAAAAUGGAACCCAGCUCUGAACCUCCCUUGGAAAAACAAAGCCACCCUUGGUUUUGCCCUUUCCUACUUUCACGUUCAAUAUAACAAUGAUAAACAUGGAGUCAAAUUCAAUAGACUUACAUCAGGCAUGAAUUUGACCUUUUUAAUCCUGGAUUGUUUUGGAGGGUGACUGGGUUUGGUUGUUUUUCAUUAUGAAGACAAACAGAUAUGUUUCCAUUCACACUGAAUGUAUUUAGAAGCUGGCUUGUAUUUUUUUCAAACUGCCACUUGGGACACUGCAUUGUUUCAGGAAA
Trachemys scripta elegans is the source of this 5177-nucleotide messenger RNA. RefSeq names its product G protein-coupled receptor 176 (gene GPR176). The record is from RefSeq and is a predicted model, not a curated record. Lineage: Eukaryota; Metazoa; Chordata; Testudines; Emydidae. Bases 965 to 2557 code for a protein of 530 amino acids. Gene Ontology annotation, cellular component: plasma membrane. The transcript has 3 exons. Gene Ontology annotation, molecular function: G protein-coupled receptor activity. Gene Ontology annotation, biological process: G protein-coupled receptor signaling pathway.